ACAGCUUGGAUCGCAAGAUCCAUAGGUUGCUCUCGUUCUUCAUUUCUAGCUCACUGGACAGACAGAACAGGCUCCUUUUCGUUUCAAUCUCGUAGUCGCUGCAUUCGACCACGCCAUCGCAUUCGAUCACCAUGUGCCCAAUGCUGCUGAACGGUCUCUCUGAUGGCCCGGCGAUGGUCCUAUCCCCUCCCCAGGACCACGCUUUUGUUCAAUUCCCUCGCCAGCCCAAGUUCACCCACGACACAGAGUCGCGGUCCUUCUUCUCUAAUAACAACAACCCCUUCCAACCAUCCAGACCCUCCCGCAAGAGGUCGCGUGACGAAGACUCCUUCGAAGAAGCCAUGAACGGAAACAGCACUCCCAUGUCCAUCGUGGCUGCUUCUGCUCCGCAACCCAGAAAGCAAGAGGUCGAAGAGCCCAUUUAUGGCGAAGGCAUGGUUCUCCUCAACCCUCGCACCAAGAUGGCCAUCUCAGCAGAAAGCCAGACUGGCACGUGGUAUGAAGAGACUGUCGAGAAUGUCACCACCGCUGCCCCGGUCUCGUCGCGUCGUUCCGGCAGUCCUUCUGCUAGCCGUAAAGCUCAGCGUCUGGAUCCCGCUGCUUCCAAUUUCGACGAUAUCACCCUCUCCUCCAUUCAGCGCAAAAUCAACACCGACCAGCAAGACGACAAUCGCCGAAUCCUCAACGCGGGUAACCGCUCCGAAGAACCCACUGUCGACGACGCUACGCGUCUUCUCGGGAUCAGCUGGCAGCGGAUUGCGACCGAUGACGCCGAUAUGGCGGCUGCCGUGCGCGGCUGGAAGAAGUAUAUUGAUCGGCAGUUCGCGACGUACCUGGCCGAUUCACAGAUCCUCCUGAAAAACCGGGCACUGAAUGCCUAUCUUGUCACCGCACGACCAAUGACGCCAAUGGGAGUUUCCCCUACACCGGCCUUUUAUCUUUUCAACGAUGACCUCACCCAAGGACAGCUCGUGGGUUCCACAUGGGAAGCCUGCCUCAUGAACCUUCGCUCGUCUCCCAUCGUUUUCGAAGGCACACAGAUUCUGAAUGCCGCAGACAGGCCGCUCAACAACGGCAUGGCCUCGAUGGGAGUUCAGAACCUGCUGGGCGCGAACCCGGUAGAUUCAGGUCUUCCACUCCUCCAGACUCUCUGUGCCCAGCCCGUGAACCACGGCAAUGGCAUGGGGUUGAACAACAGCGUAGGAAUGGGAACGGGGAUGGAGAUCGACGCGUAAGCCAUUGGCAGCAGUCUUAUCAGCAGCAGAAAAGGCACCUCUCGACGUAUAACACCUCACGCCUCAAAUAAAAAACCCGAUCGACCAACGAACUCGGCGGACAUACAGCGGAAGCGACUUUCAACCUCG
Messenger RNA from Aspergillus vadensis CBS 113365, 1364 nucleotides. RefSeq lists its product as uncharacterized. Bases 132 to 1235 code for a protein of 367 amino acids. The record is from RefSeq and is a predicted model, not a curated record. Lineage: Eukaryota; Fungi; Ascomycota; Eurotiomycetes; Eurotiales; Aspergillaceae. The transcript has a single exon.